Molecule: messenger RNA, 2474 nt
Organism: Penaeus chinensis
Lineage: Eukaryota; Metazoa; Arthropoda; Malacostraca; Decapoda; Penaeidae
Product: probable cytochrome P450 49a1
Exons: 11
Coding region: 714-2309 (531 amino acids)
Molecular function (GO): heme binding; iron ion binding; monooxygenase activity
Source: RefSeq, a predicted model, not a curated record
AGAUAGUUCGGAUAAUUGUUAAAACUUCUCUAACAAUAAAACAAAAACAAAACAAAAAUGUAAUUGAUAAGAAUUCAAUACAAUCUUUAUCAAACUUAUGAGUAAAAGGUAACUUGAGCAUAGCAUAGCAGUUGAUAAAUAAGAUUAACAGUAAGUGCAACAAACCAUGGUACAAAUAGAGAGAAAAAACUAUAUAUAUUAAAAACAAAAAAAAAAAAAAAAAAAAACUGGCACCUCUGCCUGACCUUGGGUUUACUUUCUCUAGCCCGUAAAUAAAAUAUAAUAAAAAGGGUAAAUAUGUAGAUAAACAAAUAAGUUAAUGAAUGGAUAAGUAAACAAAUAAUCCGUAAUAUAUUAACAAACGCUGAAACGAAUACGGAUCAUGAUUAAACGAAAAUGAAAAAAAAAUAAAUAAAUAAAAGCGCUUUGGCACCUCACAAGAAACGACUGUGUCUAGUUAUCAACACACAAUUUAUCAAUAAAUAGCUAUAUAAGUCUAUAAAUAUACAAGAAUCUUGCCUUAUACACUUUAAUCAAUCUAAGAAAGAAAUGAGUUAAUUAACGCGUAAACAACUCUGGCAUUUGUCCAAAACCUAGUAUGGCCUUGAUUAUCGUUUGGGAAAAGUGCGAGUGACAGUUCACACACAAUUUUCUGUUUAGUGUAUGUGUGUGUGAGUGUUUGAGAGGAGCUGGUGGGAAGACGCGGAAGAACGAUGCAUAUGAGCAUGAGACGCUUGCUCCGGAAUCCCUCGUUCCUUCAGCCGCUCCUUCGGCCUCACCUCCGAGGGGCGGCGUCGCAGGCGGCCGCUCUCGCCUCGCCGAAGUGCCCCGAGGCGGAGGAGGCGCGCCCGCCGCUGCCCUUCGAGGCGGUGCCCGGCCCGCGGCGCUGGCCGCUGCUCGGCUCGCUGCCCGCCAUGCUCGCGCACCCGGCCUUUGACUUCGAACGUCUUCCUCGACUCUGGAGCUCGUACUUCAAGGAGUUUGGGCCGACCUUCCGCCUCCGUCUGCCGGGCCAAGGAGACAUCGUGUACCUGUCGCAACCGAAGGACAUCGAGUGCCUGAUGAGGGCCACGUAUGAGAACCCGAUCCGGCCGUUCCUCAUGUCGCUGAGGAAGGUGCGCCAACAGACGGCCUUCUUCAGGAAAGACCAGACGGGGAUCAUCACCGAGCAUGGCGAGGAGUGGUGGCGCGUCCGUCGACUCAUCCAGACCUACUCCAUGAGGCCGAAGAUCGUGAUUCAGUACCUCCCGCAGAUGGAUCUUGUGGCGAAGGAGUUCGUUGAAAGAAUUGCCAAACUGCGCGACGGAGUAAAUGAGCUUCCGGAAAAUUUUGUCGAAGAGCUUUUCAAAUGGUCGCUUGAGUCGGUGUGUUUGGUGACCCUCAACCGGCGAAUGGGAUGCCUCGAGGGCCGGCCAGAAGGUCUUAAGAUUAUCGAAACGUCGAGUAAGAUGUUUGAAGCCGUGACGGACUGCGAAUACGGCGUCCAUUGGUGGAAAUUCAUACCAACGCCUUCGUACCGGAAUCUCAAGGCGUCGCAUAAUAUAAUGUUGGGACUGGCGAUCGAGGCGGUGAAACACGCACAGGAGACCCUCGCGGCUCGUGGAGAUUCGGAGGGCGAGCUCAAUCUGGUCGAAUCGCUGAUCGGAACGCCCGGUCUCUCGUUCGAAGACGUCGUCACUCAUAUCAUCGACUUUUUCUUGGCGGCGACUGAUACGACGUCAAUGACAUUCAUCUUCACACUGUACAACCUGGCCCGACACCCACAAGCCCAGGCGAAGUUGCAAGAGGAAAUAGACGAAGUGUUAGGCAGAGAUCACACGGCACCCGUUACACCUCAGCAGCUGGCCCGCCUCUCCUAUACGAAGGCGUGUGUACGGGAGACCCUCAGAAUAUUUGCAGUUGCUGGCUUCGUUGCAAGGGAAUUACACAAAGACCUUGUUCUCGAUGGUUAUGACGUGCCCAAAGGAACGCUAAUCUUCGCCAGCCAGUUCGAAUCCGGAAAAAAUGAAGAGGCUUUCCCAAACCCGGAUCAGUUCACGCCCGAGCGGUGGCUUCGCAGCAACAGAGGAGACGAGGGACCCGGCCAGAGCGUGGGCGUGGGCGUGAAGAAUCAAUUCGCUUCCAUCCCCUUCUCCGUGGGGCCGAGGAAGUGCAUAGGCAGCAGGAUCGCUCAGCAGGAGGUUUAUGUCCUCUUGGCCAGGCUCUUCCAGCGGUACAACGUAAGCUACAGCCACACGCCUUGGGAUCCUGUCUUCAAAACCCUCCUGUUCCCAGACCAGCCGCCGAAGUUCACUGUCACUGAGCGCUAGUGGCGUGACGUGGCGGUGGUCGUGGGCAUGUUGGCAAGUCUGUAUGGUCAUUGGAUUGCAGAGGAAUAUUACGCACACAUACAUACUCACACACACACACACACACACACACACACACACAGAGACGCACACACACACACACACACACACACACACACACAGAGA